CUUUGCUGACCAUCUAUCCGAAUAUGGGCUUUGAACAAGAAGGUGUGGCAUCAGGAUGAGCCAUCCACCAAGCAAUCUGGAACAAUUCUAGGAAAGCGAGACCGAGAUCAGGAGGCGGAAGAGCAUGAUCUGCAGCGACCAAGAGCAGAGAAGGGCGAGCGUGUGGUGGGAGGCCCAAACACCAUGAAGAGCGCCACCCAUGCGAACAACCCCUUUCAGAGCGAGACAAGCCAUGACGACGACGAUGAUGAGGACGAGGAGGAAGAGGAGGUGGCCACACUUGUCCAGGAGCAGGGCCACCGCCCCCUGAACGUCGUAUUCGACUAUGAAGCGUUCGCCUUUAGCUGCAUCAUCGGAUACUACGACAUCUCGGCCCCAUUCAACGACUAUUAUGAGGAGGCGAUCGCCACGCCAUAUGACCGCGACACCUUCCAAGACUUUCUGGCCACAGCCGGAAUUCUGUUCCUCGGCAAAGAGCCCACUAAUAUGCAGCGCCGGCAUUUUGGCGAGCGCUUUGAGAGGUUGCGCGAGGUCAUGGUCGAGAUGAUCCAGCCCAACAAGGACGACGAACAAGCCAGGGCGGACGAGGAAGAUGGUGCGGUGGCCUUUUGCCAAGCAGCCCGCAAUGUAUGUGCCUUGGUAGUUGGAAGAUCAUGCGGUCGAUACGAUAUACACAUGCUGCGGAGCCUCUGUGUACUUAUCCUGGAUCUAUUUCCUUUUGUGUUAGGUGUUUCGGAAAGCUGAGCGCAAAGGUGGAUGCGAGUAUGCACGCAAGCAGCUCAAGAAACGGAUAGAAGAAGAAGAAGACUCGCCGCUGAAGGAGC
Messenger RNA from Gamsiella multidivaricata, 824 nucleotides. RefSeq lists its product as uncharacterized. Lineage: Eukaryota; Fungi; Mortierellomycota; Mortierellomycetes; Mortierellales; Mortierellaceae. The record is from RefSeq and is a predicted model, not a curated record. The transcript is spliced from 4 exons. Bases 184 to 744 code for a protein of 186 amino acids.